Clonostachys solani is the source of this 1179-nucleotide messenger RNA. NCBI's taxonomy places the organism in Eukaryota, Fungi, Ascomycota, Sordariomycetes, Hypocreales, Bionectriaceae. The record is from the annotation of a GenBank genome assembly.
AUGCCAUCAACUAAGCGCCCGAGGUCCGCCGCGGACGAGAAUCGUGCCGAAUGUCCCUUCUCGGUCCAGACCCGGCCAUUGACCGCUGCUGAGCAGCACCAGAACGCAAAAAAGCGGAAAGGCGAGGCGCACGAUGAAGACAGGCGGUCGGAGUGGCAAUCGCAGGCAUGGCCCUAUGCGCCGAUUGGGAAGAUGAAGAAUAACGAUGCGCUCGAUGUCAAGUACUCGGUCUCCCCACAUGUCGACUGGCAGGCCAUGACACGAUACAACAGUUUCGUCCUCGGCAAGGAAAAGUUUCACACCGACGAUUUUGUCUACGUCGCGAAUGAGGAGAGUAUCAAGCGACUAAAGGCCACGCCGGACGGCUCUGGUGCCUCCCAGUCCCCUCGCUCCAACGACUGGGUUGCCCGGAUCCUGGAGAUCCGGGCCCUUAAUGAGCAGAACGUCUACGCGCGCGUCUUUUGGAUGUACUGGCCUGACGAGCUCUCUGCUUCGACGGUCGACGGACGUAAGACCAUCCGCGGCCGCCAGCCGUAUCACGGCAAGCAUGAAUUAAUAGCAUCCAAUCACAUGGAUAUAAUCAACGCCGUCAGUGUGACCAUGGCUGCGAAGGUCGAGUACUGGGCGGAAUCGGACGAAGACGACUCGCAGUCUUCACUCUAUUGGAGACAGAUUUUCAACUGCAACACUACAGAACUGACCCCCGCGAGACCCGUGUGCAAAUGCAAGACCCCCGCAAACCCGGACAAGAUGCUUGUUGGUUGCUCGAACAAGAGCUGUGGAAAAUGGAUGCACGAUGACUGCCUUCGCCACGAUGCCUUAAUGAGGGUGUUUGACCGCCUGGGCAAGACCACGCCGCAACUUUUCGAACCAGCUUCCGAGCCAGGAUCCGUAGAAGCCGACGAGAAGAAGGAUGUCCUACCUGACGCCGACACCGACAAGCAGUCCGUCAAGCUCCCAACCUACAUCACCCCCCCUGGAGCCGCUGCGCCAUUCCCCGCGGCAAAGAAGAAGACGACUAAGCGUGAGCCCUAUCGCGGGCUGUUCGAAGCCAGCCUCCGCCUCGGUGACGGUAUGACAGCCUGGCAUGUCAAGGAUCUGCGAGAGGGCGUCGAGGGCGGUGUGAAGGAGUGGUACGAGCAAGUUUUCUGCUUAUUCUGCGAGAAAUUGGUCGAUUGA